GUGAGCGCACGUGUCCGCUGCCCUGUAUAUUACCGGUUGAAGAUGAGACUGUGGCAAGGCUUGUGCCAGCUGGUUCUGGCUGCGGCUGCGCUGGGUCAAGGCGCUGGCCCGGUGGCCGACCACGCCUAUGCAGGGUGGGUCGCGCUGGAGGUGAAGUCAUCCGCCCCGCUUGUCGACCCAGAGAACUUUGGACGCCCCAGCGAUAUAAACUUCCUCGGCUUCGACAGAGAAAAAGGAGCAACUGUAUUAGCCGUGUCCCAAGAUGAGCUGCCUCACCUUGCGCAGAAACUAGCGGAUGUGGGCGUGGCUUUCCAGAUCCAGAGUCGAGAUCUCUCUCAACUGCUGUUGACCCCUCUUCGUUAUAGCCAAACCGGGGAACUCCCGAAGGGCGUCGUUACUUUUGAUCGCUAUAUGAACUACGAAGAGAUAAUGUCAUACGUCGAAGAAUUACCCAGCAAGUAUCCCGAUAAGGUUAAUUUAGAGGAGCUUGGUCGCAGCGCCGAGGGCAGACCCAUAUACCUUAUCACAAUUAAUAGGAACAAUAACUCUCGCAAAACUGAGAAGCCUGUCAUAUUCAUUGAAGCAGGAGCGCACGCGAGGGAGUGGGUGUCCCCGGCCUCGGCGCUGUACCUGGUGGAGCGCCUGCUGGAGAGUCCGUCCCUCCUGCGCAAUGCCGAGUGGCGCGUCGUCCCGCUGCUCAACCCCGACGGCUACGUCUUCUCCUGGAACCAUGACCGUCUGUGGAGGAAGAACCGGGCCCCCUCGUCUGACCCUGAGUGUUUCGGCGUCGAUCUGAACAGGAACUUUGCAUACCAUUGGGGAGAGGUUGGCAGUAGCACCGAGUCCCUGCUCUUCCAUAUACCAGGGUCCUCGUCCAUUCAGCCUAUCUGUCGCUUCACUCAUACGGGCAAGUGUUCCUGUAUCCUUGGGGUUACACCACAGCAGUCAACCACUCUAACAUGGGAGAACUGUUUAGGUGCGUUAACGAAUGACAUAUUUCCAGCUACAUCCACACCUUGGCACCUCAACACUUAUGCAUAUGUCCCUUUCCAGGUGGCCAUGGGAGAAGGAAUGGCCAGGAAGAUAAACUCUACAAAUGAUACAAAUUACACCGUUAGUGGCAGAGGAGCCUCAGAUGACUGGGUGGCGAGCCUGGGCGUGCCCUUUGUAUACACCAUGGAGCUCAGGGACACAGGGGAAUCGGCCUUCCAUCUUCCCGAAGAGCUGAUCGUCGCAACGACGCUUCCUCGCCUGCUACGACUUCUGUCUGCCGGAGGAGCCAGGACCCGUUUCAAACUGUGUGCGUCGAGGCAGCGGCGCGUGGGAAUCAUGGCCAGGAUAAGGAAGGGGCUGCUUCUGCUGCUGACUCAGGUGGUGCUCAGCGCGCAGAAUUUCCCCACCGUUAGUCACCGUGGGUGGCGGGUGCUGGAGGUGAGCGUCGCGGCGGGCGCGGGGGUCGGUGAUCGCGACCGGAGGUUCCUCAGGAGCCUGGAGGGCCGCCGGGGGAUCGACUUCUUGAGGCAGGACGGCGCGAGAGGUGUUGUGGAGAUUGCGGUUCCUUCCGAGGUCGUAAAAGAAGUCACGGCUGAACUGAAAGAGAAUAAUAUGACGACGAAGACCGUCGUGGACGACCUGGCACAGAUAAUGAAAGAAAAAUCCUCCCGCUCACGCGCGCUGGCCGCGGGCGAGGCCACCUUCGCACGCUUCAUGACCUACGAGGAGAUCGUGUCCUAUAUAGAAAGUCUGCCUCAUAAGUACCCUGAUCGGGUCCAGCUGCGGGUGGCAGGCCUCAGCGAGGAAAAUAGGCCUCUAUACGUUCUGGUCAUCGCAUCACCCGGAGCCAGCGCGGACCAGCCGGUCAUUGUUGUGGAUGGCGGGGCGCAUGCGCGGGAGUGGGUGAGUCCCGCGGCGGCACUGUACCUGGUGGGCCGCCUGUUGGAGUCGCCGGCCCUCGCGAGCGGCGUUGAGUGGCGCGUCCUCCCGCUCGUUAACCCUGACGGCUAUGUCUACUCAUGGACGCACGAUCGACUCUGGCGAAAGAACAGAGCCAAGUUUGAAGGAGAGGACUGCAUUGGGGUCGACCUCAACAGAAACUUUGAUUACGCAUGGGGAGGUCCCGACUCCAGCCCCGACCCCUGCACGUCCAUGCACAUGGGCCGCCGGCCCUUCAGUGAGCGCGAGUCGAAGGUGGUCCGGGACGUCGUCCUCGAGGGGAACCGCACCCAGGUGUACGUGACUCUACACAGCUACGGACAAGAGAUAAUUUUCCCCUGGGUAUCGAGCUUCACAAUCCAUCCAAAUCACGAAAAAAUGAGUCAUCUUGGGGAAGGGAUGGCCCGGGCGAUCGAGGCGAAUGACGGCACCAAAUUUAGAGUCGGGAAUGGCAAAAGCUUUCUCUAUUCCUUCGGCGGCACAUCCAUUGACUGGGCGGCGGGUGCGGCGGGGGUGCCCCUGGUCUUUGCUCUGGAGUUGCGGGACAUGAGGCACUUCAUCAUCCCUGACGACCUCAUCCAGCAUGCGGUUGAGGAUGUAUGGGUGUCCAUGAAGUACGUUUCGGAGGAACUGACAGAGGCCGAAGACUCCGCGUCCGGAGAAACGGAACGUCCACUCCCAGGAUUUGUUGAGUCUCCGUCGGAGGAAGCAGAAGAGACGCCUGUCGCUUCGUAUACAGAAAACGGCAUUGAAGCGGGAGAAGGAGCGGAGACUACAGUAAAUCCGUCUAUCCAAAGCGACGAAUUUAUCGCAGGGCACCCUAGCACAACAGCACCUGAUGUGUCCGAAAGUGACAUUCCCGGAUUGGAGAUAACAACUGCGCAUGCUGGAAUUGUUCAUAACGCUCUGAGCCCAACAAACAUACAUGCUGUCAAGAAAGAUUCGGUAAAGAAACCAACUCUAUGGAAAAUAGUUAUGUCUUAGCCCCACGGAGAAGGACGAUUCUUUUGAUUUAAGUUUAGACUCUUGAAUCGCAAUAAACUGUAGACAUAAUAUCACAC
Penaeus chinensis is the source of this 2993-nucleotide messenger RNA. RefSeq lists its product as uncharacterized. Gene Ontology annotation, biological process: proteolysis. NCBI's taxonomy places the organism in Eukaryota, Metazoa, Arthropoda, Malacostraca, Decapoda, Penaeidae. Gene Ontology annotation, molecular function: zinc ion binding; metallocarboxypeptidase activity. The record is from RefSeq and is a predicted model, not a curated record. The transcript is spliced from 25 exons. Bases 43 to 2916 code for a protein of 957 amino acids.